Neomonachus schauinslandi (Hawaiian monk seal) is the source of this 907-nucleotide messenger RNA. RefSeq names its product NADH:ubiquinone oxidoreductase subunit A8 (gene NDUFA8). The transcript is spliced from 5 exons. Gene Ontology annotation, biological process: mitochondrial electron transport, NADH to ubiquinone. Bases 131 to 907 code for a protein of 258 amino acids. Lineage: Eukaryota; Metazoa; Chordata; Mammalia; Carnivora; Phocidae. The record is from RefSeq and is a predicted model, not a curated record.
AGCAGUGCGCCUGCGUGGCCCGCUGCGCAGGCGCAGGCGCGAGGUGGCCCUUGGCGGUCGAAAGGGGAAUUCAAGGAGACGGGGGCGACGCGUUUGCGGGAGCCUCCUCGGGUUUGGGGCUACCGCCAUCAUGCCGGGGAUAGUGGAGCUGCCUACUCUGGAGGAUCUGAAAGUGCAGGAGGUGAAAGUCAGUUCUUCGGUGCUCAAAGCUGCCGCCCAUCACUAUGGAGUUCAGUGUGAUAAGCCCAACAAGGAGUUCAUGCUCUGCCGCUGGGAAGAGAAAGACCCCAGGCGGUGUUUAGAGGAAGGCAAGCUCGUCAGCAAGUGUGCUCUGGACUUCUUCAGGCAGAUAAAGCUUCACUGUGCGGAGCCUUUUACAGACUAUUGGACCUGCAUUGAUUAUUCCAGCCUGCAGCUAUUUCGUCGCUGUCGCAAACAGCAGGCUAAGUUUGACGAGUGUGUGCUGGACAAACUGGGCUGGGUGCGACCUGACCUGGGGGAGCUGUCCAAGGUCACCAAAGUGAAAACAGAUCGACCUUUACCGGAGAAUCCCUAUCACUCACGAGCAAGACCAGAGCCCAACCCUGAGAUAGAAGGAGAGCUGAAGCCUGCCAAACAUGGCAGUCGCCUUUUUUUUCUGGACCAUGUAAAGAUGGGUCCAUGGCCCACACUCAGUCACACGCCCAGACAACCACUGAUGAAAUUCCCAUGCAGUUUGCAUCGACUGAAAGAGUGUUCUUUCCGGGAUCACAAACUUAACAAAAAAGUUAAUUUAUGUGACUUGGCAGUUAUUCUAUACCAUUUCCUGGCCAUUAAAAAUUUUAAAGGAAACAUCCAUCCUCUGACUUGCUGCAUGUACCUCUGCUGCUCCAAAACCUUCAGUGGCUCCCGAGUGGCUGUUGACUAG